AUGGAGAGCCUUGACUGCGUCCGGCCGCCGACACCGCCUCACCAUCCUACCGCCGGUGUGCGUGUGCUGCGUGAAGAGAUUGAGAACAUCGCGAGCUGCGGGUUCCCCCACUCCGAGCUGGUCUCUGUGACACAGCUUCCUUCUGGCCGAUCGUACAACAAUCGCCUAUACUUCCUAACACUUCGACACCCUGCCCAUGAGACGUCACCGAGCUCAGCGGCGCCGCCAGAACAAGAAGUCGUGUUAAAGGUCAGCGGCCGCUUCUUUGAAGCGUACAAGGUCCAGAACGAGGUGGCAUGCCUGCAGCUGCUCCAGCAACACCGCGCAGAUGUUCCGGCACCCCGAGCUCUUGCGUGGUCCGAGGACGGCCGUGUCGCCAUAUCUGCGACCCCAUACAAGGCCGGACCUUGUUCGCUGAACGAAUCUAACAAUCAGCCACUUGGCCACGGCGGAUGGAUCUUGAUGACUAAGGUCGCGGGUGAUCCCAUGGCAUGUGCUGACUUGGAUAAGGCGACAAUCACGGCUCUGGCAGAACAGCUCGGUGAUAUCGUGACGUCCUGGCGUCGCAACAUCCCUCUAAGAGCACUGCGGCAACAUCCGGUUACCGCAUUCGUAUUUGUUGGUUGGCGUUCGGUCAAACUGGUUCGACCCUCAAGACGGCUUCUGAGUCUACCACGCGGCACCUCGAAUUGA
Molecule: messenger RNA, 693 nt
Organism: Hirsutella rhossiliensis
Lineage: Eukaryota; Fungi; Ascomycota; Sordariomycetes; Hypocreales; Ophiocordycipitaceae
Exons: 1
Coding region: 1-693 (230 amino acids)
Source: RefSeq, a predicted model, not a curated record